GCACAUUGCUAUGCAGAGCAACACAAAGCAGUGUGCAGGGGCUGACAGGGGAGAGAUUUGUAUUUGCUCGGGAUGGCUGUGCACAGUACAGCCAUCUCGAUGAGUGUGCUUACAGUGAAGCACACACCCCCCCACCCCCUAGUAAAACACUGUCUACAUAUACUUAACCCUUUGAUCACCCCUCAUGUAAACCCAUUCCUGCCCAGUGCCAUUAGUACAGUGUCAGUGCUUUUUUUUUUUUAGCACUGAUCACUGUAUAGGUGUCACUGGGGAUGUCAAUGACACAAGUUAGUUCCCCCCCCAGUGUCAGAAUGUCCACCUCAGUCCCGCUGAAA
Staurois parvus is the source of this 335-nucleotide messenger RNA. NCBI's taxonomy places the organism in Eukaryota, Metazoa, Chordata, Amphibia, Anura, Ranidae. The record is from the annotation of a GenBank genome assembly.